AUGCUCGGCUUGAAAGACCAGUGCAUUCAUCCAACUUCCCAGAAGCCAUACAUCAAGUCCUUCUCAGGUGGCAAGAACAACAGCCCUGAAGGCCACAGCGGCAACUCAACCCAUGGUUUCGUAGUGGAGUUUGAGAAUGAAGAGGACCGCGACUACUACGUAUACAAAGACCCUGCCCAUCAGGAUUUUGUGAAGUUGGCUGGAGAGGUGGCGAAUGGCGUCAAAGUCUUCGAUUACGAACCAGGGAAGAUGUAG
This is a messenger RNA of Alternaria triticimaculans, 255 nucleotides long. RefSeq lists its product as uncharacterized. The record is from RefSeq and is a predicted model, not a curated record. Bases 1 to 255 code for a protein of 84 amino acids. Lineage: Eukaryota; Fungi; Ascomycota; Dothideomycetes; Pleosporales; Pleosporaceae. The transcript is spliced from 2 exons.